Molecule: messenger RNA, 16977 nt
Organism: Lymnaea stagnalis (great pond snail)
Lineage: Eukaryota; Metazoa; Mollusca; Gastropoda; Lymnaeidae
Source: the annotation of a GenBank genome assembly
CCAUAACGACGCAAGACGCGGAAACCGGAACUUCGACGAAGAAAAGAGUGUAGUGUAUUGUAACAAAUACAUUAUAAUAUGCCCUUCUUUUGGUGAAAAUAAAAUAUUGGUAUUGAUUUAUUGAUUGUUUAAAUAUACAAUUUUAUAUCUAUUUUAAAUCGGUUGAAAUACUAAUUUAUAGGUUAAAGUGCAGUUACUUGGCUAAAUUAAGAGGAAAUUCAUCAGACCAGUCUAACUCAGUAACACUGCAGCACUAUCAGAUUCAGUGAUCAGUAAUAAUAUAAUCAUUCAAUUAAUUCAAUAUCAUUAUAUACCAACGACUAGCUAGUAGCUAGCAAUGGGGCAUGGGGGAAUGCAAUAGGCAAUACUAAUAAUCAAUAGGCCUACUUACUUAAAUCUACUAGUACUGUAAUAAUAUUAAUUAAUAUGACUCCAUCACUGAUUUACUCACUAUCCACAUCACUCACUCGUCAUCAGUGUGAUUGUUAAUAUUUAGUUUUAGAUCUCUAAUGUCCUCAUUGUUAAUUUUUCUUAACAUCAUGGAGAAAUUUGCUUAGCAUUGUCAUAGGUACUUCAGUAAAAAAAUUAAAAAUUCCCAAAAUUUUUAAAAAUAUUAUGUUACAGUUUUAUUGUAUAUAUUGGAACGAACUUUAAAUAUAAAAAACGAAGUGUCUACAUUUGUGGCAAGCCGAAGAAUAAUUCCCGAGAUAAUCGUCCAGCGAUUUGUUCACAUGACCACCGUAACGAAUUUGGGACAGAUAUCUGUCGGUCAGCCUUGUCACAUGACUGCUAAUAGUCAAUCAUAAAACUGACGUCGUAGAUGUAUGGGGGGGGGGGGGGCGCAACGAGUACCCACAUCAUUUCAAGAAAUAAGUGCGGGGUGGCAAUGCAUACUAGAAGGAAGAAAUACAGAGAGCGAGAGAGAAAGGAUUAAAAUUUUGCCGGCGACCUCUUGUCACAUGACAUGUCUGUCGGAAUAAUAACACAUAAUAGCGGUCACAUGACAUGCCCACCGGAAGUAUAUCUCCAGCACUAUUUGUCCGGUUACCAGAUGUGUAGAAACUGCCUAUUAAAAAAAAUGAAACCAAAAUCAGCAUUCUAGCUUAAGUAUUUUUUGAGCCAUGCAUUUUUAACAUGUGAUUUCAUUUGUAAUUUUUUGCCAUGGCCAUGGACUACACCUCCACAUUUUUUGACCCAAUUCCACUAAUCUCGUCAUAUGAAAUCACUCUUACUCUUGUUUAAAUGAUAAUUUUAUGCAACUUUUAUUUUCUGUUUAUUAAAAGUUCUAAUUUUAAAAUUAAUUUUAACACUAUUAUGCAAUUAUAAAUAAAUUGUAACUUAUCUAUGUAAUAUGCACUAUCAGUUAAUUUAAUAAUUUACCAAAUCUAGCUUUCAUUAUAUAUAUAUAUAUAUAUAAUUUAAUAAAUAUAUAUAUAACUUAAUAUAUAUAUAUAUACAAAGUCAAUGCAUUAAGGCAUCCCCUAAAAUAAAACUGGUUUGGGACUAUUUAUUAUGAAUUUUCUGCUUUUGCGCAUGACUAAGUAAUUAAAAUUUUCCCUUGACCAAAGAUUUAAAUGCUUUUGCACAUGGCAUUUCUUAUAAAUGAAACUAUGAGAAUAAUACUACAAGUCAUAAAAAUGGUAUUUUAACCAAAUAUAUGCUUCCAUCAAAAGAAAAUUCUUGACUCGCUCCAAAAGAUUUUGAAAAUUACCUUAAUCUUCAUACUCUGAAUAGCGUUAUUUAAAUUUUUUGUUCCAAAGUGAGGAACACAGUUUGAUUUUUUUAUAAGGCUGGUCUCAUCUAUUGCAACUGCAAAUUUAUUACAAGCGUUUUCGAGUGUAAUGUUUUUGGAGACAGUGAGAAACAGUGUUGUGUGAUGUCUUUGGAGUCAGCAGCAUGAGAAGCAAUGUCUUGUGUGAUGUGUUUGGACCCAGCACCAUGAAAAGCAAUUUCGUGUGAUGUCUUUGGAGUCUGCACCAUGAAAAAAACUUGUCCCAAUGAAUGUCAGAGUAAAAAGCAGCAAUUUUGCAGCCUUGCAUUCAACACAGAGUCAGGAACAGUCUGUCAUUUUGAGAUUUGGGAAUAGUCAAUCAUUUUGAGAGUCAGUAAUUGUCAAUCAUUUAGAAUGUGUUCUAAAUUUGACAUACUGUUGCAGUAAUUAAGGAAACUACAAUUUUUAGCUACCUAAUGUUGGCUAUAAAUGACACAAAGAAUAAUAAGAACAUUUAGCCCGUUUUUUUGUGUCCUCUAUCAUGGACAACAAGGAAAUGUUGGAGCCAUGAUACUCUAUCAAUUGCAAUAGUAUGCUUUGUAGUGUAAUUUCCCUUAAGAACUGCCCUAAAAUACGAAAACAAUUUUUUUGUUUUCUUGAUUACGAGGUUCAUUUGUUGCAAACAUUUGCUAGUGUUAAGCAAAGAUUUAUUUUCUGGAAAGACAUUAAUCCAAUAGCAAUGCCAUCUCCACUAAUUUUGCUAUGUGUUACAACUAAAACUUUGUUUUUAGGGGUUGAUUAAUGUAUUAAAUAUUAAUACCGGUAUAUUACUUUCAAUUUUUCCAUGCUUGUUGAAGAAAAAAAACACAAUAACAGCACAAAAAAUAAAAUAAGUGCAAUUUUCUUAACUGGAUGUUGCUUCAAUGGUAUUCUAUAUUUGAUGUAAUGACAUUGGCAUACAUCUAAAAAGGCCUGCAUCAUUACCUAUUUUUAUAAUUAAUUAAAGGAAAACAAAUGCUUAAUUUAUUUUAACACAAUUUACAAGGAAAAUAGUAUUUAUGGAAUAUUGGAAUCAUUAUUUUUUUGUUUGUACUCUUCACUCAAGGUACUAUCUACUCAAAAUACAUAACAUACAAUAAUUUAAGUUCAGUACAUUAACUUCAUAUGUUUAUUACAUUUCAGUACAGAGGUGAAUUGUAUCAAUAAAAAAUAUUAAUUUACUGAGGUCCUUGAGUGCUAGCAACAUGAGUGGAGUAGGUGUGGAGCCUUCAUCUCGCAUAGGUGUAACGCUUGACCUAAUUUUAAAAACCCUGAUUGCAUCUUCUGAGUUUGCAAGCUUAGAACCUAAGAACUGGGAGGCUAUAGCUCAUCUCAUCCCUGGUACUUCAGCUGUGCAGGUUAGUUAAUUUAUAAAUAAAUAGAUAGGACAUAAGAUGUUUUGUUAUUUUCUAAUAUAUUUUUUAAAGUUUUUAUAUCAUAACUGACACAAACAACAUUUGUAAUCGAAUAGAUAUUACGUUGUUCAUUUCUAUGUUUUUGAAAUACAAUAUUAUUAGAAUGUAUAUAAGUUAUCAAUUUGUAAAUUAAUAAACAUUUUUGUCAGACACAAAUGGGGUUUUAGUUUUACACAUACUGAAAUUACUUGAAGAAUGUUUGUUUCCAAAAAUAAGAAAAUUAAAAAUUAAAACAUAAAGUUUGUAUGAUUAGAGAAUUUUCUCCUUUACAGCUUGCAAACCAGCAAUGAUUAAAUAAUUAUAGUAUUAAUUUUCAGUGUGCAAGAAGAUAUGAAGAAUUGCUAAGUGGGGGUGGGGGUGUGGCACUGCAGCAUCUGACACGGACAAUGACGAAUGCUGGACUAAAUACAAGCACUAGUGUAACCAGUCUUUGUGAGUCAGAAACUAGUAGACGAUCAGCAAGUAACAGCCGUCCCAAUUCAAGUAAAAGCAAAGGUACUUCACAUAUUUCCAUCCAUCCCUGUGGCACUACAGCACAUGCAGGUCUUUGGCCUGCCUCACUGCAUCCUUCCAUUCAAACCUAACUGAUGAUUUUCUUUUCCAUGCUUGGAUUUCCAGCUUCUGUCAAUCCCUCUCCACAUCAUUCAGCCAUCCAUCUAAGCCUAGGUAUGCAUUUGAGCUGUUUUCCUUUGGGGUUUUGGUGGUGCACCCUCUUCACUCUUGUGUCAUUUGGCAUUCUUUCUAAUUGUCCAGCUCAAAAUAGGCUGCUCUUUUUUAUUUCUGCUAUUAGUGUGGGAUCACUUCCUCCAUAUUUAAUCAGAUCUGCUGUGAUGUGGUCUUCUCCGGUGGCUUUAUUAUUUUUCAUAAAAUUGAUUACAUCUGUAGUUUCUUCUUGUAUUUCACUCAAUAAUAUGUAUGGAUUUUUUUAGAUGAAAAAAAAUUUCAGUAUAUCUGGUCAUGUGGUCAUGUGAUCAUGAGGUAAUCAAGCCCGUCUUACUUUUCAGGUACUAAGGAUGACAAGGAAAAAUCAAAUACAAUCAAAGAUGGACAGUUUCGAAAGGAUUUGAGUCAAAAGGGGUACAGUAAAAAUUUUCUUAAAGUAAAACAAAUGUAGAAAUCAUAUGCGUGAUUGUUAUUAUUGUGAAAGAGAAAAGGGGAUGCAACCCAUAUUAGUAGUUUAUUGAUAAGAAAUUUUUCUGUAAGUUAUAAAAUAUGGGCACCUUAAACUGGUAAUGAUUUGUGAAAAAUUUAGCUUGAUACAUUUUGUUUUGAAUCUCUUUUCAGGCCAAUAAUGGUAAUCCAUGUAUGUGAUGAGGCCAAAAAUUGUAAGUUUUCAUUACAGGAAAACUUUUCUGUUAGUUAUAUGAAUGAAUAUAACUUCUGUAUUUUUAAGUAUUGCAAAUUAAUCUGUGUGUAUUUUUAUAGUUUCAUAAGUGGCUAGGAUCUUUAUUAAGUUAACAAAAAGCAACAAAAUAGGACAUCAUAAAAUAUACUUAAUAUAAAUGUCUUGAAUUGAUUCUGUAACUUUAAGUGUUAUUAAACACGGGAAAUUUUUUAAAAAGACAAAGAAAAAUUUACUCAUGCAACUAUUAUUCUUUUCUGGCUAGAUGAAAUGUUCAUACAAAAAGUGUGAAACUAUCAAUACUUUGUAUAGAGGGCAUAUAAAUAAAUGCACCAUGAAACUAUCCUCUCUCAAUCCUGCACAGCACAAAAACAAAAGUUUAUUAUUGAAACUGAUUUGAAGCACUUCAUAUGCUCAUUAUUUUGCAGUGAAAAAGGAUUUUCAAUGUCCCCGUGAUCUGUUGGUACAGGAGAUGAAAUAUUUUGCAGAGUAUCUUUCCACUGAUGCACAACGUUGGGAGGAAGUUGAUAUUUCUGUCCAUUGUGAUGUCCAGAUUUUUGAUUGGCUCAUGAAAUAUGUCAAACGGGGCUCUAAAGAAUUUCCAAAUGAACCUAAAUUAGGUGAUUUAUUUUGUAAACCCUGUGCAGUUAUGUUUUGUUAGGCUUUCAGGGAAAUAACCCAUGAGCCAUUGGCUGUUAUGUUGUGUUAGAGUUCUAGGCACAUACCCAUGAGCCAUUGGCAGUUAUGUUGUGUUAGACUUUUAGGCAUGGGCCAUUGGCUGUUAUGGGAACUAUUUAAUUUUUAAUUUGAUGGUCUUGGGUAAGACCUCCUUGUUAAAAACAAUAUACAAGCUUUAUAACUGCUCAUUAGUGUAAAAGAGUAUCAGACAUGAUAAGUCACAUCACCAUUCGUUCAAAUUAAUCCAUGUGAUCAUGAAUAUUUUUAUGUUUCAGAGGCCAACAAUGUGGUUUCUAUACUAAUAUCAUCCGAUUUCCUUAAAAUGGAUUCACUGGUUUGUAUUGAUCCCUGUAACAAUCAUUUGCUAACAUUGUUUAGAAUUUCCUUACAAUCUAAGAAUUAAUUUCCUAACACUGAAUUUUGUUAACUGGUUAUUAAAGUGACAAAGGCAGGGUUUGGUUGAGUUUUUGUGUAUGAUGUUUAGCUUAGGAUAAAAGGAAAUAUAAUAUAACCCUAUUUUAAAACUGUUUAUUACAGUGACAAAGGCAGGGUUUGGUUGAGUUUUUGCCUAGGAUGCUAAACUUAGGAUAAAAUGAAAUAUAUUAUAUACCCUUUUUAAAAAUAAUUUAGCCUAGAAAAGCCUUUGAAAUAUGUUAUGUUAAAUUGAUAUAGUAAUGUCUGAAAUAUGCCUUUCUAAAUAGAAAAUUAAAACUAAGUCCUUAAAAUGAAAGAAUCAGAUUGUAUUGAUGGUGAUAGAAAAAUUUACUUCCUCGAAUCCGUUGAAGUUGUUUACUCUUUUAUAGGUUCUUGAGUGCAUUAAAUUUUGUCACAAGAAUAUGAGUGAUAUUGUGGCGACUCCUUGUAAUAUGGGUUGUAUCAAUGACAGACUUUUGACUAGGUAAAUACAAACUGUUUUCUGUGUCUGCAUUAUUAUGGAUUUAUCUGCUCAUACAUCAUGUUAUAGAGAGUUAUGUGGCAGAGAAAACUAUAAUUCUCAGUUUGUUGUACAUUUAUACAUUCUAACUUGGAUAUUUUCCAUUUUAAAAAUAAACUUUUAUUAUUUUAAAGAAAAGUUUUAACUGAUGCAAAAUUGAAUUCAAAAAUUUGUCCUGAUUUUUUUUUAAUUUUCAGAAUUUCAGAUUUAUUUACACAUAAUGAAGCAGAUGACGUGCGAGACCGAAAAGAUAAGUUUAAAAGGUAAAAAAAAAUAUUUAUAAAGGCUAACAGAGAAAUUAUGUUCAAAUGAAAUUAAUAUUUAUAAUUUUUUUAUUAACUCUUAGUAUGAACUUGGUGGCUUGAAAUAAGUUAAAUGUAAACAAAGUUGUAAAAACAUUAUAUAAUGAAAUGCUCAUAUGUAAGAAAUGCAACCAUCAUAUUUUAAAAAAAAAAAUUGUUUGCGCUGGAGGUGGGGAUCUAGAUGGAUAUAAUGGAUCUUGUUCACACUGGAGACAACGAAGUGAUAUAAACUGUAUCCCAUUUGUUUUAAAUGAGAUGUCUUGAUGAAUUUUCAAUGGCAUCUUUCCAAGCAAACUAUUCUCCAAGAUGAUUGAGAAGUUGUUUGAUCCUGAUGUUGUCAAUGCAGACUCACCAGAGCAGGCCACAACAUUGUUCAGGUGUGUCCUUCACAAAGAACCAUUCAAAUCAAUAGGGAAUAAUUAUAAGUAUAGAUUUAAUCACUGACAUUAAGUAUGUAAUCGCUGAUUUAGAUGUGUAAUCACUGACAUUAAGAAUGUAAUCGCUUAUAUGAGAUGUGAAAUCACUGGCAUUAAGUAUGUAAUUGCAGAUAUAAGAUGUGUAAUCACUGACAUUAAGUAUGUCAUCGCUGAUAUGAGAUGUGUAAUCACUGACAUUGAGUAUGUAAUCGCUGAUAUGAGAUGUGCAAUCACUAGCAAGCCAUUAUUAAAAUUACUUUAAAUUGUUCAGCUCAAGAGUUUAUUUUUAAAAGAGAAAAUAACUAUUUAUUUAAGGUGACUAAUAGAGCAUUUCUGUGUUAAUGCUCAGACCAGCGUAACAUUUGUUUCCUCUUAACGUCUUUGUAACAUUUGAUUCCUCUUAGCGUCUUUGUAACAUUUGAUUCCUCUUAACGUCUGUGUAACAUUUGAUUCCUCUUAGUGUCUUUGUUUUCAAAAUCUUCUGAUGAUUUCCUGUUACAGAUGCAGUAUAUGCAAGCGUCACCUGAUCAAUAAGAUGAAGACUUUGGUCAAGUGCAUGCCUAGCAGGUUAAUGAAAGAAUCUCUCUAAACUUCUCAAAAUCUAUGAAUCACCACCUCUCUCCAAACUCUAUUUUAAAUUCUUCUCUCUCUUUUUCAAAAUAAUAAAGUGAAAGGAUUUCAUUGAUAAUUAACAGUUAAUUUUUCUGAGCAAAAUUUAACAUUAUUCACUGUUAUUUUAAUAUGUUUUACAUUAUUCAGAAAGGAAAUGUCUGUCUUAUCUUUUUUGAAAAUUUAAUAUUUUAAACUUUUGCUUCUGAACAUUACUUUGUACAUCUGGCCUGUUUUCCAUACCAAAGUAAAGUAUAAAAAUCUGACACACCUUUGUGUGAUCAUUCCUUAGGUUGACCAUUGAUCGGACCGGACAGAUGACCUUCUCUCACAUUCCUGACCCCACAUUUGACGUUAAUGAUUACAUCCUGGAACUCAAAGGUCAACUCAAGACCUGGAGAGAUGUCUAUUGGCGGCUGUGGGGGACCGUCAACUGUUUCACCUGUGCCAGGUGUGGUGACGUCUUCCCGCUAACAGAAUUCGGCCACUGCAGGUAAAGGAGUUUUCAGAGGUGGCUUCCACACAGGAUCCAGUUACCAACCAGAGGCUGUAUGUUAUCAAAGCUAAUCUGUGUGUUGUCUUAUGUCCCAGUUACCCGCCAGAGGGGCUGUGUGUUAUCAAAGCUAAUCUGUGUUUUGUCUUAUGUCCCAGUUACCCACCAGAGGGGCUGUGUGUUAUCAAAGCUAAUCUGUGUUUUGUCUUAUGUCCCAGUUACCCACCAGAGGGGCUGUGUGUUAUCAAAACUAAUCUGUGUGUUGUCUUAUGUCUCAGUUACCCACCAGAGGGGCUGUGUGUUAUCAAAACUAAUCUGUGUGUUGUGUUAUGUCCCAGUUACCCACCAGAGGGGCAGUGUGUUAUCAAAACUAAUCUGUGUGUUGUCUUAUGUCCCAGUUACCCACCAGAGGGGCUGUGUGUUAUCAAAGCUAAUCUGUGUGUUGUCUUAUGUUCCAACUAGUUACCACCCAGAAACUGCACGUUAUGAAACUGAGCCUGGAGGAGUAACUUCCUGUGUUGGGGUUUAUCCCUGCUGUCAUCAGAAGUCUGUGAGAUUUGAUCCAACUUUCAUCAACAAGGUAACACUAUUAUGCCACUCUGUGUAAGUUAUAGACAAUUGGUUUUGAGCAAGGAUUUUUCCUUGGGAUCUAUUUAUAAAUUUAACCUCAUCACCAGGCCUGGUUAUUCUUAUGAUUUUGGCAUACAAUUUAAAAUUUUGAGAUACUUUUACGAUUGUAUGCCAAGACCUAUCAGAACUACGAUUUUAAGAGACUAGGUUGAAAAAAUAUAUUUUGUUAGUUUUAACUCCUUACUACAUCCGGCGAUGAAUGGACCUAGAAAUAUGAUAGGUUAGGGCCCAUCCAUGAUUAUUCUAUGUAUUCACUUUGAAAUAUACAUACAUCAUUAUUGUGUUUACAAUAUGUACCAUUUCUGUGUAGCCGCUUCCUUUUUGGACUGAUUGAAAAAAAAAAAUUGAAAUAAGUAAUCUUUAAAAAAAAUUUAAAAACUAUUUUAAGAUUUAGUAACUACUGAAAUAAAAAGGAUUUAUAUAAACACAGCCAGGUAUAGAGAACCUAUUUUCCACAAGCAUAACGAUUAAGAAUGAUAAAAAGAACACACUAUAUUUUGCCAAUAUUUGUUAUAUAAAUUAUUCUACAUGUUUAUUUCUUUACUAUUAGGAUAUGGUAUUGUACAAUUUUGAGAUAGUAAAGAAAUAUUCUGAAAUGAUAUUUUACUAUUUUGAGAGUUCCAGGGUAAUCAGGUCUGACAUCACUAUUUGCCUCAUUAUGGCGCUGAAAGCUAUUGGCAUAAACUUUUGUGAGGAUGGUGUAGACUUCACAGGGCCUGGGAUUAUACUUUUUUUUUUAUAAGCUGGUUCCAUAAACAGAAAAUUGCCUCUAUCCACGCUGCUGGAUAACCCAAGGGAACAUCAUGUGGAUGAUACAGCUUGGCACCAGUGGCGUCGCAUGAGUUGUCGGAAUGUUCCAUUAUGUCAAUGUUAUCCACAUAUGGGACUCCAUCUCCGGGUUUGAAUUCAGAGUUUCCUUGUCUUAGAUGAGUUGCCACCUAAGGUUAAUGAGCCCACCCAUCCACUUGGGGUGCUGGUGAUUUUUUGCUUGGGAUUGCCUCAGUGUAGACCACUCAGCCACCCAGCACCAUAGUUAGAUCAUUAUAUAUAACAUGACAAAGUUUUUUUCUCACUAAUGAGAAAUCACCAAUCUAAAUCAAUGCCACCAUUUUGUAAUUGACAGGGCUGUAGAGUUAAAGACCACAUCGUUAAUCUCCCGAGUGGGGGAGACGGAGAAAAGGCAACCAAAUCUCCCAUGCAGUCCGUUUUUGACGAUCUUCUUCUUAGGAGAGAUGUCAUUUGUGUCCCAUACCAACGACUGUGUGACUUUAGGUAAUGUAGCAGUGUGAUUGUCACUUUACGUUAUGUACCGGUGUGAUUCUGUCACUUCGAUAAUGUAUCAAUGAGAUUGUGACUUUAGGUAAUGUAGUAAUAUGACUGUGUGACUUAAGAUAAUGUACCAAUGAGACUGUGACUUAAGGUAAUGUAGCGAUGUGACUGUGUGAAUGUAGGUCAUGUCCAAUGAGACUGUGACUUUAGGUAAUGUACCAACGAGACUGUGACUUUAGGUAAUGUACCAAUGAGACUGUGACUUUUAGGUAAUGUAGCAAUGUGACUGUAGGCCAUUUACCAUUGAGACUGUGAUUAAAGGUAAUGUACCAAUGAGACUGUGACUUUAGGUAAUGUAGCAAUUUGACUGUGUGACUACUGUGUACCAUUUAGACUGUGACUUAAAGUAAUGUACCAAUGAGACUGUUGCAUGCUGAUAGUAGUGUAGAUUAGAUGUAUUAUUGAAAAAUAAGUUGUAUGCAUUUUAAGAAUAAACAUAUUUAUACUUGACAAAUUUCAAAUAUAGAUUAUGUUCAGAGUGAAGAUGAUUAACUUGAACGGUCUUAGUGAAUUUUAAUGCCAUUAUAAAAAAACUCAUGUACUGCAUGUGUUGUUGAAAGGGAGAGUUGCAUGUAUUUAAAAUUUUAUUUUUUCAUUCAAUUUAUGAAUAAAAAAUAAUUAUUUUUUGGAUGGAUGUAAUUCAUAAACAAAUGUAUAUUUUAUACAAAAAUUACACAUUCAGUAAUUUCCCUUUACCCUUGAUUACUUCACUUUAAUCUCACCAUUGGCAAAACAUUCCAUCUUAACAUAUGAGAACAUAGUUUCAGAGGCGUAGCGAGGUGGGGGGGGGGGGAAAGAUGUCCCCGGGCGCAAGCUAGUUAGGGGCGCCAAAAUGUGCUUUGAUAUUAUUUUAUUGGUAAAAAUAAUGGGUUUGAGAGUUGAAAAAAAAGAAAAGGGGGCGCUUUUUAAAUGGAUCUUGUCCCCGCACGAAUCUUGUCCCCGGGCGCCAAACACCCUCGCUACGCCUCUGCAUAGUUUUGAAGGUGUUUUAAAAAAAUUAAUUUCUUACUCUACAUGCCAUCAGUAUGUAGUUUUUAUGUAAAAGUCUGGUAUUUUAAAUGUAUAAAAAUUCAUCCAAAUUGCUUUGAAUAAAAGAAAUUAAGACAAUAGGUGUGUUAUAUAAAAACCAAUAACUAAUGAAAAUGAGACAUUGCUUUAUUAAAUGUAUGUGAUUUUCUUCCCUUACAUAAUGGAUCUUAUUUUAACUGGUAACACACAGUGAGAGGUAGGAGUUACUGUAAUGUUUAUCAAUAUUAUCUAACUUUAUACUCUUGAACUAAAACCAGGGCUCUGUCAAAUUAUUUUACUCUUGUAUGAACUAAACCCAGUGAUCUGUAUAAUUUAUUUUACUCUUGUAUGAACUAAACCCAGUGCUCUGUAUAAUUUAUUUUACUCUUGUAUGAACUAAACCCAGUGCUCUGUCUAAUUUAUUUUACUCUUGUAUGAACUAAACCCAGUGCUCUGUAUAAUUUAUUUUACUCUUGUAUGAACUAAACCUAGUGCUCUGUAUAAUUUAUUUUACUCUUGUAUGAACUAAACCCAGUGCUCUGUAUAAUUUAUUUUACUCUUGUAUGAACUAAACCCAGUGCUCUGUCUAAUUUAUUUUACUCUUGUAUGAACUAAACCCAGUGCUCUGUAUAAUUUAUUUUACUCUUGUAUGAACUAAACCCAGCGCGCUGUCUAAUUUAUUUUACUCUUGUAUGAAUUAAAACCAGGGUUCCGCAUAAUUUAUAUUGCUCUUGCAAGAACUAACAUAGAAGUUACUUAUAAUUAUAUCUAAAUUAAUUAACAUUUUUUUUCCAAUAACUCUUUUUAAAAUCUGACUUCUCAGUAUUUUGUUUUUAUAAUAAUUUUCUUUUGUUUUGUUAAUUUUAUUUUUACUUUUAAUUCUCCAAAGCUUUCCUUAAGUACAAUGCCAAUGCUUAAUUAAAUUUUCUUAAUUAUUUUUAAUAUAAAAUUAUCAAUACCUCAUCAAUAUUUGAUUUUGCUUUCAUGGAGUUUUGUGAUUAAUAAUCCUAUAAUGAUCAUAUUUCACAACUGGCUACACUGCUACAAAGAUAUGCUCUAGAGAUUAGAUUGUAUUUGCCACACUACUUAACUAAUUCAGUUCAGCUUGAAAAUGAAAAGCUUAUCUAACAAGGUCAACUUGACAUGGCAGCAGCUCAGCACAACAUAAUAUAGAAAUGUGUACUUACCCUCCAAUCAAUGUAUUUUAUUUAAAGAAAGACCUGCUCCUCUUGUAAGCAUCAACUGUUUGCCAAUCCUGUCAAAGUGUGCAAUGUCUGGUGUGAAGUCUUCACACCAAAUUUUAAUGUCAAACUUCUCAUCUGACUUUAUGCAGUGUGCUUUUUUUACAUGUGUUUCUCUCAGUAAUUAAAAUAUAUUAGAAUACUUAAAACGUGGGGUAUACAAGAGUUACUGGUGCUGAGGGUAGAUAUUUCUUUGUAGGUUUGUAUCAAGAUGGAGUUUGCUUACAAAACUGGCUAAAAAAAGUUGUAAUAAUAGAAUGUGUAUAACAUAAUUUUUAAUGUAAAUAAUCAGUUAUAUACUACAUGACUUAAUAUUCAAACAUUUCAAUUAAUCUACAUCAACAAAUAUGAUUCAGGUAUUAAAAAGUUUAUUUUAAUUUUAUGUUUAAACUAAUAAAAAUUAUGUGUUGAAAAAUUAUUUUGAUUAAAUUUUACUUUUUUUUUACCAGGUCUACUCUGUAACAAUAGCUAUGUGUUUAAAUGAGUGGUUAAAUGCAGUCUCAAAAAAUAAAGAUUUCUUUUCCUUUUAUGUAUUUAGUUUGAAUGUUUUGGAUUAACUCUGUCAUUUUAAGUUAAAAUGAUAUAAUAUAGCUUUUAGAAAUUAGAGCACACCACCUUAUUAAAUGUUAAUAUGAUAAGAAUAUAGCUUUUAGAACUUAGAGUAAACCACCUCAUUAAGAGCUAAAAUGACUAUAGCUAUUAGUAUGUAGACUAGACCACUAAUUUGGAAGUUGAGGUUUUUUGCUCAUUGGUGACCUUCUCCUAAAAAGUAGCUGCUGUAUAUGCUAGCAAAUGUAUUCCACUUGGAAAUAUUAUUUCGUAACUGGCGAUAACCCCAAAAUUAUUUUGCUUUAAAUAAAGUCAUAUUUAUGUUUGUUUUUAUAUAUUACCUCCAAAGCCCGAUUUCAUCCAGUUGGCAAAAUGAGGGAACAAAGUGUGAAAUGGCCAAUGCUUAUAUAAAUAGACCGGUCAAAGUUCAAUAUUUUCUUGACUUUCCGAUUUGGCCAGUCUUUUUGCAAAAUGGCAUGAGGUAAUUAGCAAGUUUUAUGGUGAUUUUUAUUCUGUGCUCAGGUAUUCAAGUGUGAGCAGUUGGAAAAUUCACUUCUGGAACAGGCAAUGUUUGAAAACACUAUGUUGCAUUUCUAGCUUGUAGAAAGCGCACUCAACGUUUAUGUCAACUGCAAGAUAUUCUUGCAUUACCACAUCAAAGUUUGGCUAGGGACUGCCCGCCACUUAGUGAAAUAGCUGGCCAAAGUAGGGAAUACACUUUUCAUUUCAAGUGCAUCAGAACUUGGCCACACCUCUUUUUUUUUCGUGCCAUUUCAUGAACUGACCAAGCUUCAGGCUUUGGCCAUAGCAUGUACACUACUAACAUGGAGCUUGUUAAAAUUCAAUGAAUUGUGUGUGUUCUGUUUUGUUCAGACCUUUGCAAUGACCUCAGCAUAACUUGUUACUGUUGAUAUUUGUAAAACUCAUUACUAUUAUGAGUGUCAUUUAAAGUUGUAAGUUAUCUCGUUCCAUAUCAGUGAGAUGCAGGUUGAUGUCUUCACCAAUGAAGUGUUUGCCUGCCAGACACACUCUACAGGGAUUCAACUACCCAGCCUCAGUGCCGCUUCCGAUGAGGGAAAAGUUGAGGUAGGAUUUCUGUAAAUCCCAUUUAAUAGAAUCAAUUUAUUCAUGCAGCAGUUCAUUCUUUGGAUCAUGCAGCUGUCCACUAAAUGGCUCGUGCAGCUGUCCUUUCAAUGGCUCAUGCAGCUGUCCAUUCAAUGGCUCAUGCAGCUGUCCAUUCAAUGGCUCAUGCAGCUGUCAUUUUAAUGGCUCAUGCAGCUGUCCACUCAAUGUCUUGUGCAGCUGUCCAUUUAAUGGCUCAUGCAGCUGUCCAUUCAAUGGCUCAUGCAGCUGACCAUUCUAUGGAUCAUGCAGCUGUCCAUUCAAUGGCUCAUGCAGCAGUCAAUUCAAUGGCUCAUGCAGCAGUCCAUUCAAUGGCUCAAUCUACUUUUCAUCUGUUGGUUCAUGUGGCCGUGUAUUGAUUGGCUCAUGCAGCUGUUUAUCCAUUGACCCAAUGACAGAAUUCAUACAAAGCCAUAUGCAACAUUAAUUAUUAUUGACUAAACUAAGCAUAUUUUGACUAAUCUGUUUCAGAUUUUCGUCUAUAUUUUUUCAAAUAUUUUAUCCAUGUAAGGUGGCGAUUUGUUUAAAUUUCAUUUCCUUCUUUGGCCACAUGAAAAGCACAAAACAUCAUUUUCCUGGUGUCACUAUUAUUAUUAUGCAUUUUUUCAGGUAAAACCGAGACUGCAGGCCCUGACCGUAGAGAAGGAGGUGUCCUAUUACAUUGAUGAGUUUGGACCUGAAAGCGAUGAUGACGAAGUUGGAGAUGAAGAAUCAAGUCCAGGUCAGUGGACCAUUAAAUUAUCAACAUUCUGCCUCCUUUUUUUUUAUUUUGACACCAUAGAGUUAAGUUUGAAAAAUAUGUUUAACUUAUACAUAAAAAAAUUCUAACUUCCCAUUCGCAUUACACCUAGUCACAUUUCCAACCCAAUUAUAUUACAGCUAGUCACAUCUCUAAACCCAAUUAAAUUACAAUAUUUUUUCAGGAGCCAACAGUAAGAAGCCAAGCAGAGGCUUAAAAAAAUCUCUUGUUACAGUCGAACCUCAGGCCAUACUGCUAGAUGCUCCAGGCUUUGAGUAAGUGGCAUCAGUACUUGUAUUCUAAUGGCAGUGUUGCUAUUCAAUAAUUGUAUUUGUAAUGGCAGUGUUGCUACUGGCACAAUACUUAUAUUUGUAAUGGCAGUGUUGCUAUGCAAUACUUGUAUUUUUAAUGGCAGUAUUGCUAUUCAAUACUUGUAUUUGUAAUGGUAGUGUUGCUAUUCAAUUCUUGUAUUUGUAAUGGGAGUGUUGCUAUGCAAUACUUGUAUUUUUAAUGGCAGUGUUGCUAUUCAAUACUUGUAUUUUUAAUGACAGUGUUGCUAUUCAAUACUUGUAUUUUUAAUGGCAGUGCUGCCUUCAUGACAAUUUGUUCUGUUAUAAAAAUAAUGUUUUAAUCACUCUUACUUUUAAGUUUUCUAAGCCUGUGUGUGUAAUAAAUAAUGUGUGUCUCUGUGUGUGUAAUAAAUAAUGUGUUUGUGUAAUACAUUUUGUGUCUGUGUGUAACACAUUCCAUUUCAGUAAUAAACUUUUGGCAACAGUGUAAUACAUUCCAUGUUUUGUGUGUGUGUACAUUGUGUGGGUCUAUGUAAUAUAUUACAUGUGUCAGUGUGUGUGAUACAUUUCAAGGAUGUUCUCAUCACCAGUCAAAGCAAGAAAUCUACAUGGGACACACAAAGGUCCAUCAGAUACAAUCAAGAUGCACAAAGGCAAGAAGGUGGGUGCACACACACAGAAUUUAAACUGGAUUUUUUAAUAUUUUUUUUAAACAAGAUAUUUAAAGACAGUUUUUAUAAAAACAUUUUCAAUAAUUUGUAUUAAAAUAGUUGUUUUGUUUUGUUUGUUUGUUUGUGUCAAGAAAAUCAUCUAAACAUUUCAGUCGAAAUAGUUUUUUUAUAGCAUUAUUAAUGGGUUGGUUUUUUGUUUGUUUUGUUGCUGUAAUAUGGUUAAUGGUUAAGUCAGUAUUUUAAAAUUUGAAUUCAACUUCAAACAAGUCAUAUCAUUUAUGUAAGAUAAAAAUCAUUGUUCAUCUAAUUUCUAGAUGCCCGACGAAUGAAAGAAAUACGAUUAUUUCUGACCCGGCUUCGUCUCACCCCAGAGAAGGUGGAUAAACCAAAAAGGGAGGUAAGUUGUAGAAAAUUAUCAAAAUCGUUGCUCAGAAGACUAACCAAUUUUUAAGUUAAUUUUAAUAACUGUCCAUUUAUUUUUACCAUCUCCCCUUGCAACACCCAUUGGUAGUCCUGAGGUUCUCAUUAUCUCCCAUGAUACAGUUUGCAGGUGGAAUAUUUAGCAAGUUAGAAAGUCAGUGGAAGGCCAACCAUUUACAAAACAGAACACUUCAGCCUGCAGCUUUCAGGUCAUUUCUCCUUUAUUUUAAUACUCAUGUUGUCUAGUGGAGGCUAGAUUUAGAUAUCUGAAAGUACAAGAAACUUAAUUGGAAAUAGUCAUAAAAUCUUUAUUAUAAUGUAUUCCAAAGUUGUUACCUAUUUUCUUUUUUUUUUUUUUUUUAAAUGCUUAACAAAAAAUGUAACCUCUUUUAUAAUAAUUCAUAAUUUGCCCUAUUCAUCUAUUUUUAUAUUGGAAAUAGUCAUAAAAUCUUUAUUAUAAUGUAUUCCAAAGUUGUUACCUAUUUUCUUUUUUUUUUUUUUUUUUUAAAUGCUUAACAAAAAAUGUAACCUCUUUUAUAAUAAUUCAUAAUUUGCCCUAUUCAUCUAUUUUUAUUUAUUCUACAGAGCACGUCCCAAGCCACUGGGUCAACCUAAGCCACAAUUCAGUUAAUAAAGGCCAUUGUUUAAUAUCUUAAAUUAUCCACAAAUAUUUUGCUUAUUAAAACGGAAAAUAAAUGCUUCAUACCUAGCGCGUUAUAGGGUUGUACACAAAGGUAUAAAAUAUUUAUGUUAAUCUUAAAUUGUUCAAAGCACUUUUUAUUAUAAAAAUAACACAUGUCUUGUAACAUUAUGUUUUUUGUUAACUGUUUACAAGCUAUAUGUUCAUGAAGUAAUGAUGUAGAUAAUUUAUGUUGAUGCUAACAUAUGCUAUUUUUGGAUGACCUACAUUCACAACUCAAAUUUGUAACACUGCAGCUGCUGCUGUAAAAAAAAAAAGUAAGAAAAAUUACUUUAUGGAAUUAACAAAAAUAUAAUACAACACUUAUUUUUUGUUAUCUUCCUCAAUGUUUAAAUAUCC